Messenger RNA from Bolinopsis microptera, 768 nucleotides. RefSeq lists its product as uncharacterized. The record is from RefSeq and is a predicted model, not a curated record. The transcript has 6 exons. Bases 22 to 747 code for a protein of 241 amino acids. NCBI's taxonomy places the organism in Eukaryota, Metazoa, Ctenophora, Tentaculata, Lobata, Bolinopsidae.
CUAAUUGGUAAUUGCCCGCCCAUGUCUCCCAUGAAUCUUAUUGGACUGGACCUGUUUUUGAGUGUGGAAUGCAGCUGUGAAGGAGAGUACCACGAGAGCACGUGUGAGAUACAGUCAAGGUUGCCGAUAGACUGUCCCGUGGCUCCUAACCGGUGGCUUAUACAAUAUGGUCGGUUUUUAGUCCGAGAUGAACAUUUUAAUCCCAGCAACAAACCUAUUGUUCCUCACAAAAGCUUCAGAGAGUUUAGGGUUACAGUGAAAAGUCCAGUAAAGAAAAGUUCCAAACAAAGAGCCACGUGUUUUGUUGACGUGGACCUACCCCAAGUUGCAAAACAUUUCAUGGACUGGUUAGUAAAUGAGCUGGAAAGGAGUUACGGUAAGAUAAAGUACCAGAGAAGACUUCACCUUGUUCUAACGAACCAGCAACGAAGCAGAUUGGAGGAAUCAAGUCAGGACUUUACUCAAUUCAAGGGUACAGUACGAUCCAUCCUGCUGGUCCGAGAAAGGAAGGAUGUGAACGUGAAAAUAGAGGGUUUAAAGAACAGUCUAAUAAUUUGGAGCAAGGAUCUCAGACCUACUGCUGACACUACUGUCCAUGUUCAGCAGGCAACAACAACUCAGCUGGCGAUACAUCGUUUUAAAAAACAGUGUUACGUAGGGGGGUUUCUCAUUUUGUUGUUUUGCGUUGUAAUUCCCACUAUUCUUUACUUUUCUGAGAAGUUCAAAGUAUUCAAGUUUCCGGAUUGAUUUGGUUUUUUUAAAACAAGA